UACAAAUACAAAUUAACUACAAACACAUGAUGCAGAUGAUUGUUAUUAAUUUUUGACACCAAAAUGGCGCACCACACUGUUCCCUCCCACCCUCGUUUUCUCGGAUUCUUGAAUCCCAGCUUUCUUGGCUGACAAACACAAACUAGCCCCCCUAAAAAUUCCAUGUCAACGGAGCCAUGCAUCGCGAAAACUACAGCCCGCUUUGUCACGCUAGCACAACAAGUGCCAAUGGAUAUUCUACAACGACCCAAGUGAAGACGAAGAAGAAGAAAAAGAAAGCUACAAAUUUCUUCCUAUGUUUUCGAUCGUUUGAUGUGGUCGGUUCAGAACCUGGACGACCUUCUAGGAAUGUUUUCACAUAUGUGGCUGUGGGCGAGAGGGAAGGUGGGGUGUUUCCCAAGGUGGUGCCAGUGUCGUCGCUGGCAACAUCAGAUAAUGAAGGAGACGAUGAAAAAUGUCGUAGUACUCAAAAUGAAAAGAAAACACGAUGUGGAUUUUAUCAAGUUUUAAAGGCAGUUUUGUUCAAAACAAAAUUGGUCAAUAAGAUUAAAGAAAGAAAAUCUGAAAAGAAUUUUGCAAACACAACACAUGAGAGUUCAAUUACCUCAACUCCUAAUCGACAUCGGUCGGAGGAUGUGCCGAAAGUGAUCUCCAAGAAAAAUUCAUACGUUGGCGUGGAAGAAAAGCGAGGUGUGGUGCUCCCGAAGGUGUCACCAAUGGCUUCACCAUUGCUAGGUAAUGAAGAAAAUGAGGAGAAACGUGACAGUCAAUAUUGGAGAAGCAAAGGCCGACGUAAAUUAUCUCGUGUUUUGAAGGCGAUUUUGUUCGAGACAUCUUUGGCCAAUAAGAUUCAAAAAAGAAAGAAGGGAAAUAAACUUGGAAGAAAUGAGAGUUCAAAGUACAACUCCGAGGAAGAUGACCCAAGAGCGAUGUCUGACACUGCUUCUUCUUUAACUAACUGUUCUGUCUUCAUUUCAUCUUCUGUAAACUCUUCAUCAAGUUCGUUAUCGCAAACAUCCAAUUCAAGCAUCAGGUCUUUGUCCAAGAGGAUCAAAUCUCUUCGAUCAAGCUCAUCGCGUAAUUUUAAAGCCAAUUUGAAGUACUUGUCCGGCAAAUUUCGACCAACUUCGACUAGUAACAGUUCAAGAUCUAAUUAUGCUAAAAACAAGUCGUUUGAAGCAAAUACAAAUGCUUCAAAAGAAGGGCAAGGACAACAAGACCUAGAUGUAACCAGGAUUGAGAAGAACAAGUAUAAAAAAGGAUGUUACAGAUCCAUCGCGAGUUUGGGUUUCCUGCUCAUGGGUUUGUUGGGUUUGAUAUUUUACGGUAAAAUUUGUGCCAUUUUAUGCACCUGGUGUCGCUCUUUAGUAUGCCUCUUUGGUGUACCAGUGUUGGACAGCACCAUGGUUCAACAAACAAGAUUGACAAGAAGAAAUUCAUCAUUGGAGGAUUACUACCAAGAGACUCGAACAAUUCACUGCAAAUGACAAAUUAAAGUUGAUUGGUUCAUUUAAUCAUCACACUAAUUUGGUUCUAAUUUAUAUUUUGGUGCUAUUUUUAUUUUUAAUUUGUUUUUAUAAGAAGAUCAUAUUAGAGAUAAACUAAUCUCUAGCUUGUAUAAAUUUAUUUUGUUUCAAUUGUUCUCCAAAAACUUGUAUCAAAUCGAAUUCAA
Molecule: messenger RNA, 1672 nt
Organism: Pyrus x bretschneideri (Chinese white pear)
Lineage: Eukaryota; Viridiplantae; Streptophyta; Magnoliopsida; Rosales; Rosaceae
Exons: 3
Coding region: 177-1487 (436 amino acids)
Source: RefSeq, a predicted model, not a curated record